CGGGGGAGAAGCGGGCGAUCGGAUUUUCCCGGAGGCUGGUGUGGAGGAAAAUCCAAAUCCCACCCGGACUCAAAUCCACAAUAAUCAGCCGAAGCCCUCAGGAUAAGGGAGCAGUUGUUCAGGCCGGGAGAGUAGGAGCGAAGGGCGAACGGGAGGAAGCGAAAUCUGUUUCAUGGAGGCUGAGGCAACAGAAAAAUUCGGAGCCUGGAUGUGGACAAGCAAAACAGCAGAACUAACUCAGGGAAUGUCUUUCAGAAGAAGGCCGAACCUAGGCUGGGUCUGAGAAUCAGGCUGGGUAGGUGGAGAAACCUGCAAGUUUAAAGGAAAAAGAAAAGGAGAGAAGAUUUUGUCUGGUUUGUGGUUAUUGCUACCGUUUUAAAGGUAAAAAGCAUUGCAUUUCAGGUGUUUUUUAAUUUUUGUUUUUUUCUGGUGCGAGUGGCUCGCUUAAGAAUUUCAGAACCUUUAAUGUAACAGCUUUUUUGUUUUUGUUUUUAAAGGAAAUUCAUAAUUUUGGUUCCAGGGUUGUACUGGACUUGGAAGGAGUGCUUUUGUUUACAUACUAUUGUAUGGUUUAAUUUUUUCUUUUUGCUGUGCAAAUCAGCUGGAAGAUUUUUUUUGUUUUCCAAGUGCCAAUUCUGAUUUAUUCUUCUUUUUUUUUUUUAAUCAUUCCCUCAAAUGUAUCUGUUGUUUUAAGCAUUGAAGACCUGAGGAUUUUUCCACCUUUGAAGCUUGAGGCUCUUUUACCAACAGAAGGACAGCUGGAAAAACUGGAUUAAAAGGAUGGUUUUUAUCUAUAUUUUGUAGUAAGACUGAUAUUUUGGGGGCAUAUUCUUUCUGUGUCUCAUUUUUUAGCCCAUAGCGCUAACCUUUUAGAGAUUUGUGGUUGGGUUUUUGGUUUCUAAGGUCAUAGUUUUUCCUCUUUUUCUUUCGUUUUGUUUUUUAAGGGGGGGGGGAGGGGGAAGGACUAAGAAAGCAGACCAUGUUAACUGGUAAAGUAGAAUGGACCUUCAGUUACUAGGGUCCUGAGAGCUGGAGGAACAAGGAUUCAGUCUUCAAGUUGGGAGGCCCUCCUCUCACCUUUCUUAAAAAUUGCAAGGAUUCAGUCCUGAUCAAGUCAUCAAUACUACAGGAUUCUGAAACCGUGGAGACACCAAGAAACCAUGAGUGUAAGGUUACCCCAGAGUAUAGACAGGUUAAGUAGCCUGUCUUUGGGAGAUUCAGCACCUGAGCGCAAGUCCCCUUCCCACCACGGCCAACCCUCUGACACCUCUGAGACAACAGGUCUUGUUCAACGCUGUGUCAUCAUCCAGAGGGACCAGCAUGGCUUCGGCUUCACAGUCAGUGGGGAUCGCAUUGUUCUGGUACAGUCUGUGCGGCCUGGAGGUGCAGCCAUGAAAGCCGGUGUGAAAGAGGGCGACCGGAUCAUCAAGGUGAACGGCACCAUGGUGACCAAUAGCUCACACCUGGAGGUGGUGAAGCUUAUCAAAUCUGGUGCCUAUGUUGCACUGACCCUCCUGGGCUCUUCACCCUCCGUUGGUGUCUCUGGGCUCCAGCAAGACCCAGACCCAGCAGGAGCUCCCCAGGUCACCCCUGUGAUCCCACCACCACCACCUCCUCCACCCCUGCCACCACCACAGCGCAUCACAGGACCCAAACCUCUGCAGGAUCCCGAAUUUCAAAAACAUGCCACCCAGAUCCUUAGGAACAUGCUGAGGCAGGAGGAAAGAGACUUACAGCAUAUCUGUGAGGUGUAUAGCCGGAACCCCGCCAGCCUGCUAGAAGAGCAGAUCGAAGGUGCCCGGCGGCGAGUCACUCAGUUACAGCUGAAGAUCCAGCAGGAGACUGGUGGCUUAGUGGAUGUACUUCCACUAUAUGGUAACAUCAGCCAGAGAUCAUCAGAAGGCCGACUUUCUCUGGAUUCACAGGACGGGGACAGUGGCUUGGACUCUGGGACAGAACGCUUCCCUUCCCUCAGUGAGCCACUGAUAAAUCGGAACUCAGUUCUGUCAGACCCUGGAUUAGACAGUCCUCGAACCUCCCCUGUGAUCAUGGCCAGGGUGGCCCAGCACCAGAGGUGGCAGGGUUCGGAUGCCCCAGGCCCCCCCACCAGCGACCAGGGUGUAGAUCAAAACCCAAAGCCUUUAAUUAUUGGCCCAGAGGAAGAUUAUGACCCGGGUUAUUUCAACAACGAGAGUGACAUCAUAUUCCAGGAUCUUGAGAAACUUAAGUCACGGCCAGCUCACCUGGGGGUUUUUCUACGUUACAUCUUCUCUCAGGCGGACCCCAGCCCACUGCUUUUCUACUUGUGUGCAGAAGUUUAUCAGCAGACAAACUCCAAGGAUUCCCGAAGUUUAGGAAAAGACAUCUGGAAUAUUUUCCUAGAGAAAAAUGCGCCACUGAGAGUGAAGGUCCCAGAGACGGUACAGGCUGAAAUCGAUUCGCGCUUGCGGAGCGGUGAGGACUUACGCGGCGUUCUCUCUGAGGCGCAGGAGGCAACCAUGCCCGAGAUCCAGGAGCAGAUCCAGGACUACAGAACGAAGCGCACCUUGGGACUGGGCAGCCUGUAUGGUGAAAACGACUUGCUGGACCUGGAUGGGGACCCUCUCCGAGAGCGCCAAGUGGCUGAGAAGCAGCUGGCAGCCCUGGGAGAUAUUCUGUUCAAAUAUGAGGAAGACAGGAGCGCCCCCAUGGACUUUGCCCUCAACACCUACAUGAGCCAUGCUGGGAUCCGGCUUCGAGAGGCACGGUCUUCAAGCGCGGCUGAAAAGGCCCCGUCGUCUGCUCCUGACAAAGACAAGUGGCUUCCCUUCUUCCCAAAGACCAAGAAGAGCAGCAAUGCCAAGAAGGAAAAGGAUGCCUUGGAGGACAAGAAGCGAAACCCCAUUCUCAAAUACAUCGGGAAGCCCAAAAGCUCAUCCCAGAGUACAUUUCAUAUCCCCUUGUCCCCUGUGGAAGUUAAACCAGGCAAUGUGAGGAACAUCAUUCUGCACUUUGAGAACAGCCAGCAGUAUGAUGCCCCAGAACCUGGGACACAGCGACUCUCGACAGGAAGCUUUCCCGAGGACCUCCUGGAGAACGACAGCUCACGCUCAGAGAUUCGUUUGGGCCGCUCUGAGAGCCUGAAGGGUCGGGAGGAGCUGAAGCGCUCUCGGAAGACAGAGAAUGUGCCCCGCUCUCGCAGUGAUGUUGACAUGGAUGCUGCUGCGGAGGCUGCUCGCCUCCACCAGUCAGCCUCAUCAUCUGCCUCCAGCCUCUCCACCAGGUCUCUUGAGAACCCAACCCCUCCCUUCACCCCCAAAAUGGGCCGCAGGAGCAUUGAGUCCCCCAGCUUGGGGUUCUGCACAGAUGCCCUCCUCCCUCACCUCCUAGAGGAUGAUCUGGGCCAGCUGUCUGACCUGGAGCCAGAGCCAGACACCCAAAACUGGCAGCACACCGUGGGCAAGGACGUGGUGGCUGGGCUAAGCCAGAGAGAGAUUGAUCGGCAGGAGGUCAUCAAUGAGCUGUUUGUGACAGAGGCUUCUCAUCUACGCACACUCCGGGUCCUGGACCUGAUCUUCUAUCAGCGAAUGAAGAAGGAGAACCUGAUGCCCCGGGAGGAGCUAGCCCGUCUCUUCCCCAACCUGCCCGAACUUAUAGAGAUCCACAAUUCCUGGUGUGAAGCCAUGAAGAAGCUCCGGGAGGAGGGUCCCAUCAUCAGAGAAAUCAGUGACCUCAUGCUGGCUCGGUUUGAUGGCCCCGCCCGAGAGGAACUCCAGCAAGUGGCCGCCCAGUUCUGCUCAUACCAAUCCAUAGCCCUGGAGCUGAUCAAGACUAAGCAGCGGAAGGAGAGCCGAUUCCAGCUCUUCAUGCAGGAGGCCGAGAGCCACCCUCAGUGCCGACGGCUGCAGCUGCGGGACCUCAUCAUCUCUGAAAUGCAGCGGCUGACCAAGUACCCACUGCUGCUGGAGAGCAUCAUCAAGCACACGGAGGGUGGCACUUCUGAGCACGAGAAGCUCUGCCGGGCCCGGGAUCAGUGCCGGGAAAUUCUCAAGUAUGUGAAUGAAGCAGUAAAGCAGACAGAGAACCAGCACCGUUUAGAGGGCUACCAGAAGCGCCUGGACACCACCUCCCUGGAGAGGGCCAGCAAUCCCUUGGCAGCAGAAUUCAAGAGCCUGGAUCUUACAACCAGAAAGAUGAUCCAUGAGGGGCCUUUGACCUGGAGGAUCAGCAAGGAUAAGACCCUGGACCUCCAUGUGCUGCUGCUGGAGGACCUCCUUGUGCUGCUGCAGAAACAGGACGAGAAGCUGCUGCUCAAGUGCCACAGCAAGACAGCUGUGGGCUCCUCAGACAGCAAGCAGACCUUCAGCCCCGUGCUCAAGCUCAAUGCCGUUCUCAUCCGCUCCGUGGCCACAGAUAAACGGGCCUUCUUCAUCAUCUGCACCUCCGAGUUGGGCCCACCCCAGAUCUAUGAGCUGGUGGCAUUGACAUCAUCAGACAAGAACACGUGGAUGGAACUCUUAGAAGAAGCUGUGCAGAACGCCACCAGGCACCCAGGAGCUGCCCCGACGCCUGUCCAUCCCCCACCCCCAGGUCCCCGGGAGUCAACCCACCGGAGCCCCAGGUCCAGCAGGGUAGGACUGGAUGACUCAGAAGUAUUUCAAAGUGAACCAGAACCAGAGGAGCUCCCUGGAGGUACUGAGCCCCAGCAGAGAGUCACAGGGAAGCACUCGGUCCUGCUCGAGGGCCCCAAGCGUGAGGGCAGCAUAGAAGAAAAGGAACUGAGUGCCCUGCCUCACCCUUCCACAUCCCUUAAUGGAGAGAACAGGGGUGGCAGGACAAGGGACCCCAUCGUCCUGCCCCUCCCAGACCCUCUCUUCAUGGAAGGACUUGCCGAUGCAGCCCUAGAAGAUGUGGAGAACCUGCGGCACCUGAUCCUCUGUGGCCGGCUGCCAGGUCACCCCAGGGAACCACAGGCUGCUGGGGAGCCUGAAGACGACCUGACACCUACACCUUCUGUCGUCAGCAUCACCUCUCACCCCUGGGACCCAGGCUCCCCUGGACGAGCUCCCACUGGGGGUGAAGGGGAGAGCACCCAGCUCCCAGGGCCAGAGGGGGGCCAGCCAGAGCAGGAGGACAUGGCUCUCUGCUCUCUGGACCACCUACCCCCAAGGACCAGAAAUUCUGGGAUCUGGGAACCUCCUGAGCUGGAUAGGAAUCCAGAGGAAGAAGCUCCAAGCACAGAGGCAGCAGGAAGUUACAAAGUUGUGAGAAAAGCUGAGGUGGCAGGCAGUAAGGCUGUCCCUGCACUACCAGAGAGUGGCCAGUCAGAGCCUGAGCCACCUGAAGUGGAAGGCGGAGCAAAGGCUACGGGGAACUGUUUUUAUGUGAGCAUGCCAGCAGGACCCCUGGACUCAAGCACCGACUCCUCAGGGGUACCCACAGACCUCUCGCAGCCUGACAGCCUCCCUGCCUGGCAGACAGAGCCUCAGCCUCAGCUGCAGGGAGGCAGUGGAGACCAAAGGCGCCCCAGCUGCUCUCCCCCCAGCCUGGCUUUCAGGGACAUGGGCAUAAUCUUCCGAACCAUUGAGCAACUCACCCUCAAGCUCAACAGACUCAAGGACAUGGAGCUGGCCUACAGAGAGCUGCUCAGGUCCCUCGGGGGAGAGUCCUCUGGUGGCACCACGCCUGUGGGCAGUUUCCACACAGAAGCGGCUAGAUGGAUAGACAGCUCCCUGUCACCUCCAGUGAAGGAGCCCUCAUCCUCUGACUCCAGGGACAGCCACGAACUGGAGCCCUGCCCUGAGGACAGAGCCAGCAACCCCCUGGAAGACAGGGCAGCAGACGCAGCCACAUCCCCAUUCCCAGGACUGUAACUGUCCACACCACCGGAUCCUCUGCAUCCCCACUCCUUGCUAGGGACUGGCCUGAGGCAGGGCGCACGGUGGGGCACCCCAGACCUCCUCCCGUGGUAGAGGCAGUUAGGAAACGGAUCUGCCGAGGGACCUGCAUGUUGCUUGGGAGUCCAGUUUCAGUGUCUCUUGUUAAUCCUCACCCAAGGAUAUUUUUUUCCAUUGAUUUUAGAGAGUGAAAAGGGAGGAGAGGGGGAGAGGG
Miniopterus natalensis is the source of this 6090-nucleotide messenger RNA. RefSeq names its product Rho guanine nucleotide exchange factor 11 (gene ARHGEF11). Gene Ontology annotation, molecular function: G protein-coupled receptor binding; guanyl-nucleotide exchange factor activity. NCBI's taxonomy places the organism in Eukaryota, Metazoa, Chordata, Mammalia, Chiroptera, Miniopteridae. Gene Ontology annotation, cellular component: cytoplasm. Gene Ontology annotation, biological process: Rho protein signal transduction; G protein-coupled receptor signaling pathway. The record is from RefSeq and is a predicted model, not a curated record.